ACACCACAUAACGACCCACAACACACUAGCAACCACAUAACAAAGCUCUGGAGACACCAACACCUUAGCAUUUGUGGUGGCGAGUUUUGCAUGGACGAGCAACACUAAAAUGCAGUUAAGACAAAAACAACCGCACAACUCUACACAUCUGCAUUUCUUUCAACAGAAUGGCAUAAACAGCAUGAGGUUUAUUCUCUUUAGGCGCUCUCUAGCAGUAAUUAGUUCACGGAGCUGAGCGUUUUCGAGCUUACUUUCAUCCCCGUUCACAUUCCUCUACAUAGCCCUUUCUUUUUCACCAGCGGUGAGUGUUUGGUGUUACGAAACAGCAGUGUGUCUGCGCUGGUCAUUUUGGCGCACUGUGUCUUUAAACUGUGGCGGCCCUGCGCCUGCAGCACAGGAAACCCCGUAGCGGUUUUCUGAGGGGACCCAAGAUGGCCGAAUCUUUACAGUGGGGCUAAUAAUUACUUUUCGUCAAGACGCUGCUAUUUCAUGGUGCUCGACGGUCGCGCUGGCCAUUCGCCGUCCCGGAAAGAGAAACGAGCGAGUGUAUUCGGUUAGUUACAUCGGGGAAUGUUUAUCUCUGUGUGAAGAGACUGGCUGGUCCAUCCGCGGCCCUUAGCCAGAAUAUGGCGGAAUACUUGAAGAAAAUAUAGCUUAGCUUAUUAUGAACGCGACGCUUUAUACACGAGCCUUCCCGCCUUUUCACCGACCGCUCGCAAGUAUAAUGAUCAAGUAGUGUUUUCGGUACGUCUUUGGAGUUCAUUCGCUUGCGUUUCGAACAUUUCUGUGUUAAAAUGACUCGCGCGAGGAGAUAGCCUGCUAGCUGAGGCGCUAGCUACGCUAACCCCGUUUGACUGAAUUAGUCGCAGCAUUAGCAUAGCCUAGCUUGCUUAAAGUAAAGCGGCACGGAAGAAAAUAAACAUUCUAAGUUCGUGCUCUGGCUUUCGUCGUUCCGUUUAUAAAAAGUUGAAAAUAUUGAGCAUGUUGUGGAGAGUCUCGGCUGCACACAGCAGCUAGCUAGCUGACCAUCGCUGAACUGGUCAGAAUACAUCUUCUGGACUGCAUAACUUUACUGUGAUAGACCCCACAACAACAUACUGCAUCAGCUUCGCGACAUCUUGCCGGUGAAUGCCAUACAUUUCAGCUUAAAGUUGAUAGCAGAUUCUGUUGCACCUUACAAGCCGACGAGGACGUUGAGAUUUAUUGAAUCAAGGGCAAAAGCCUGCUUGAGAGUUACUUGCAAGGAUGACUGACACUCGUAGACGAGUAAAAGUGUACACUCUGAACGAGGACCGCCAGUGGGAUGAUCGGGGGACGGGACAUGUGUCAUCCGCCUACGUGGAGAGGCUGAAAGGCAUGUCUCUCCUGGUGCGUGCCGAAAGUGAUGGGUCACUGCUGCUGGAGUCCAAAAUCAACCCUAACACCGCCUAUCAGAAACAGCAGGACACAUUAAUAGUAUGGUCCGAGGCUGAAAACUAUGACCUGGCCCUCAGCUUCCAGGAAAAGGCUGGUUGUGAUGAGAUCUGGGAGAAGAUAUGUCAGGUCCAGGGAAAGGACCCCUCUGUAGACAUCACCCAGGAGCUGAUAGAUGAGUCUGAAGAGGAGCGCUUUGAUGAUAUGUCCUCUCCUGGUCUCGAACUUCCGCCAUGUGAGCUCUCCCGGCUGGAGGAAGUGGCCGAGCUAGUGGCGUCAUCCUUACCCUCUCCGUUACGGCGGGAAAAACUGGCCCUGGCGCUGGAGAACGAGGGCUAUAUCCGCAAACUGCUGGAGCUGUUCCGAGUGUGCGAGGACUUGGAGAACCGAGAAGGCCUGCAUCACCUCUACGACAUCAUCAAAGGCAUUUUCCUCCUCAAUCGCACAGCGCUCUUCGAAGUCAUGUUCUCCGAAGAAUGCAUCAUGGAUGUGAUCGGAUGUCUGGAGUUCGAUCCUUCGCUACCCCAACCACGGCGGCAUCGAGAGUUCCUCACCACCACGGCACGGUUUAAAGAGGUCAUCCCCAUUUCAGACCCGGAGCUGCGGCAGAAGAUUCACCAGACGUACCGGGUGCAGUAUAUUCAGGACAUGGUGCUGCCCACCCCUUCUGUCUUUGAAGAAAACAUGCUCUCCACCCUGCACUCCUUCAUCUUCUUCAACAAAGUGGAGAUUGUUGGCAUGCUGCAGGAUGAUGAGAAGUUUUUGACUGAGCUCUUUGCACAGCUAACUGAUGAAGCCACAGAUGACGACAAACGGCACGAGCUGGUAAAUUUCCUGAAGGAGUUCUGUGCGUUCUCACAAACGUUACAACCACAGAACAGAGACGCAUUCUUCAAAACGCUGUCCAACAUGGGUAUCCUGCCAGCGCUGGAAGUUAUUCUUGGCAUGGAUGAUGUUCAGGUGCGUGGAGCAGCCACUGAUAUCUUCUCUUACUUGGUGGAGUACAACCCCUCAAUGGUGCGAGAGUUUGUUAUGCAGGAAUCUCAGCAGAAUGACGAUGACAUUCUGUUGAUAAAUCUGAUCAUUGAGCAUAUGAUCUGUGACACGGAUCCAGAGUUGGGUGGAGCCGUACAGCUAAUGGGGUUGCUCAGGACACUAGUGGACCCAGAGAACAUGCUGGCAACUGCUAAUAAAACCGAGAAGACAGAGUUCUUGAGUUUCUUCUAUAAGCAUUGCAUGCAUGUGCUGUCUGCUCCACUUCUUGCCAACACCACAGAAGAAAAACCCAGCAAAGAUGAUUUCCAGACGUGUCAGCUGCUGGCUUUGAUUGUAGAGCUGCUCACUUUCUGCGUGGAGCAUCACACAUAUCACAUAAAGAACUAUAUCAUCAACAAAGACAUCCUCCGCAGAGUACUGGUGCUCACUGCAUCUCAACACGCUUUCUUAGCCUUAUGUGCUUUGCGUUUCAUGAGAAAAAUCAUUGGGCUGAAGGACGAGUUUUAUAACAGAUACAUAAUGAGGAACUUCCUGUUUGAGCCAGUGGUCAAAGCUUUCCUCAACAAUGGAUCCAGAUACAACCUCAUCAACUCAGCCAUUAUAGAGAUGUUUGAGUAUGUCAGAGUGGAGGAUGUGAAGUCCCUGACGGCUCAUAUCAUAGAGAACUACUGGAAGGGCCUGGAGGAUGUAGACUAUGUUCAGACAUUUAAGGGACUUAAGCUUCGAUAUGAACAGCAGAGAGAAAGACAGGACAACCCUAAACUUGACAGUAUGCGGUCGAUUCUGAGAAAUCACCGUUUUCGCCGGGAUGCACGGACGCUGGAAGAUGAAGAGGAGAUGUGGUUUAACACAGAUGAGGAAGACUUGGAGGAUGGUGAAGCUGUAGUGCCACCUUCAGAUAAGAUGAAGAGUGACGAGGAUCUGAUGGAUCCUAUCAGCAAGUUCAUGGAGAGGAAGAAAUUGAAAGACUCAGAAGAGAAGGAGGUGCUUACAGGGAAGGCGAGCCUCUCAGGACGGCAGAGCCCCAGUUUUAAACUCUCCUUCUCCAGCUCCCCAAAGGCCAGUCUGUCCUCUCCCCCAACCGCAUCCCUCCACCCCGGUUCACCUGGUUCUCCAAGUUCUCCCGGGACAGGAGCCCGGAGCUCCCCUCCUACGGCAGCUGUCACCACUAAGGGAGGUCUGGUGGGGUUGGUGGACUACCCUGAUGAUGACGACGAAGAGGACGAGGAUGAGGAAGAUGCAGACAGUAAAGAAGAAAGUCCUCCGCUGUCUAAGAAGUCCAAGCUGAGCUCCUAAAGCACUCCCUCUUCAAUCAGCACAGUCAUGCUCAAAGGGAGCUUCAUCCAGAGACUAUUGCAGCGCUCAGCCUAGAACUCAAAACUGAAACAAAAUGAAUGAAUACACAAAUGAAUGGAUAAAUGAAUGAAUGCAGCCCCCCGCAGGAGUCCAAGGGGCGCCAUGUGAGGAACGGAGAAAGGGAGAGCAAGAGAGGGAGAAGAUACGGUCACAGAGCGAAAAGGUGAAUGUCUCCAAGUGGAGUUUGUCCAAGUGCCAAUCUGCAAGAAAGAGAGAGACUCGUGAAAUUGACAGAGAGAUCGAAGACGAGAUGAAACUGGUCUGGACAAAGAGUAAUAAAAAAGGAUUAAAUAAGACAUGAAUUUUGACAGCUAAAAGUACUGGGGGGUAAAAAAAAAAAGACCUCACACACAGUCAGUCAGUCAAACUGUUGCCCCACAGAGCGUCCCAGGCUUGGACCAGGACACACUGCCCCCCCUCUCAGGGAAGGACCUCACAUGACCCGAACUGGGCCAGCCAGUCCACAACCACCACUCACCUUUGCUGACUCCAUCUCCAUUUCUUUCUCUCAACCCUUUUUUUCUGUUGCUGUUUUUUUUCUUCUUUCUUUUGUUUUCGAGUUUCUAGAGCCAGACGGGACACUACGGAGCAAAAAGUCUGGGUCGUCAUUGUUUAAGAUGUCAACGUUGUUCUCGUGGCUCAGCGGAAGUUCUUCCUCUUUCAAAGCCAGCAGUUCCCUCCUUUUUCUUAUUCUGUUGUUCUCCUCUCUCAUUUUUUUAAAUGACAUAAGAGACCUGCCUUUAAAUGUUCAGGACGUUUUCAGCCGCACUUGAACAGGUUUUUAAAACCUCAGUGGGGGGAGAUAGUUUUACCCUUUUUUUGCCCUUCAAAACUGCAGAUUUUUUGGAAAAUUUGUAAGCCCGUCUUCAUUAAAGAUUGAGUGGAACUCGA
Cyprinus carpio (common carp) is the source of this 4656-nucleotide messenger RNA. It is a transcript of the gene ppp4r3a, whose product is annotated as protein phosphatase 4 regulatory subunit 3A. Gene Ontology annotation, cellular component: protein phosphatase 4 complex; nucleoplasm. Lineage: Eukaryota; Metazoa; Chordata; Actinopteri; Cypriniformes; Cyprinidae. The record is from RefSeq and is a predicted model, not a curated record. Gene Ontology annotation, molecular function: protein phosphatase activator activity. Gene Ontology annotation, biological process: protein dephosphorylation; DNA damage response.